Messenger RNA from Colletes gigas, 861 nucleotides. RefSeq names its product mitochondrial import inner membrane translocase subunit Tim29. Bases 210 to 842 code for a protein of 210 amino acids. The transcript is spliced from 3 exons. NCBI's taxonomy places the organism in Eukaryota, Metazoa, Arthropoda, Insecta, Hymenoptera, Colletidae. The record is from RefSeq and is a predicted model, not a curated record. Gene Ontology annotation, cellular component: TIM22 mitochondrial import inner membrane insertion complex. Gene Ontology annotation, biological process: protein insertion into mitochondrial inner membrane.
UGCUAAAUUAGCUAAUGGCGCUAUACAAGUGGCGCAUGCAGUGUUUUCUCAAAUAUGGCGGCGUCUACAUUAACACAACUCGGUCAAUGCCUUAUCCAGCAUAAAGAAAUCUGGCUGUAACGUGAACACGUUUUACUUUUGAAUUAAAAAUGCAUAUUUUGAAUUACAUUUAUAAUCAUCGAAGAUUACUAAUAUAGUUUCCGAUCAACAUGAAUUACGGACAGUUUAAUCGGCUUCUAAAAUAUAAAUUCUCUUCAAAAUUAACAAAUUACGUCAGUAAUGUUUUUAUGAAAGUAAAGAAUUUUGAAACUCCAGAAAAAUUAAAAGGAACAUUUCUCGAACGAUGGGGGAAAUACUGGAAGAAUGUUUAUAUAGAUUACAAAAGUGUAGGAGAAGGUGUUGCUCAGGAUUGUAAAGAGCGUCCGAUACGAGCCUCUACAUAUGCUUUUAUUACAGCACUAUGUGUAUAUAUGAACAAAUAUAAACCAGAUGAAUGUUCCUUCAGAGAACAUUUAUUACAAAAUACUAUGAAAAUAAUGCUAGUAGGAGAAUCUGUACGCAAUCCCACAUCUGAACAUCAUGUAAAGUGGUUAGGACAAUGCUACAGCGAAGGUAUUGUACGACAGCUAAAUUUGGGUUUAAUUACUAUUAUUUGGUUAGAUGACUAUGAUAAAGCAUGUACCUUGUAUAAAGCUAUUUGCCCUUAUUUGAAACCUCGAUAUUUAACAUUUCAUCAAAGGGUGGUAGAUGUGGGAUGUUUAGACAAAUGGUGGGUUUUAGAAAGUAAAAUGAAAGAUUAUGAUGUAAAUGAUGUAGAAUUCAGUAAUGUAACAUAUGAAUAAAAUGUUUAAUUUAAAACAG